AUGGUCUUAUCUAUCAUGGUGACUACCAAGAACCCGGCCCGGCCUGCAGAAACGCCCUACCAUCACAGAAGCUCCCAGGUUUGCCCGGUCCAGGGCGGCUCGUAUCCCUCUGGGGACGAGAACCCACAGCGCGAUCAGCGCGGUGUGCUCCAAGUGGGAGACGUCCAACUUUCACUUGCAUCACAGUCAAGACACAAGCCCCAAGGGAGAGGGGAUGGGGGGGGGGCGCAAGAUGAGAGGGCCACCUGGAUUCCUGCUCCUCAAGCAAGACCAGACGCGAAUGUACAUGCUGAUUUCUUGACUCCUUACUACAGCUCUCGAUCAUGCCCACAGCGGGCGACGAGCUCCUCCCCCCCAGACCCCAGACCCCAGACCCCAGACCCCAGACCACAAAACGAAUCACCAGCACCGAACAGCGGCGCCCAUUGCGAUCUCUGGAGAGCCCACGGGACGGGGGCUCACGACGAUGAGAUUCCAAACUACAACCACAACACAGCACAGGGUCAUCAUGGUGCUCGCGACCGCCUCGCGGCAUCCCCCACGCAAGUGACACUGGGGUUCACCUGGCGGCUUUCUCCUCCCGCUACCGUGCUCAGCUGGGAGUCAUUGUUUCCUGACAGCUUUGUCCAGGGCUCGGAGCUGGAAUCGGGGAUUCGCAGAAUGGGAAUCGCGUCUUGA
Molecule: messenger RNA, 678 nt
Organism: Drepanopeziza brunnea f. sp. 'multigermtubi' MB_m1
Lineage: Eukaryota; Fungi; Ascomycota; Leotiomycetes; Helotiales; Drepanopezizaceae
Source: RefSeq, a predicted model, not a curated record